UAAAAACCCCCUAACGCCGUUGAAGCGUAUAGUAUGUAGUAAAGUUUAUUAACGGCGUCGUUUUGUGUGUACUGUUCCCCCUUCUCCCUUUAACGCCCUCGAUCUCGAAGGAACCCUCGCUCAUGAAAAUCGAGCCUUAUCGAGAUUCUUAUCAUUUCUGAGGAUUGAGGGAGCAGUGCUACUAAGGUUUGUGAACAAAUAAGGAAGUGGAAUGAAGACUAACAAUAACAUUUAUGUGUGUGAGCCUACUUCAAUGGUGCAUUUCCUGUGAGAAGGGGCUGCUGGAAGGUCACAUUUUUUGUUUUUCUUUAGACAAUUGCCUGUGAAGUUGUUGAUCUAGUAGGUAGAAAUGGAAUCAAAGAUCGCAAAGGAAUCGGAUAGUAGUUGUAGAGUUGAGCUCGGCUCGAAGAGAAAGAGAGCGUCUCUUUCUGGAGCAUACAUUGCCGGAGCUCCCAGAGCAAUGUUACCUCAGUGUUCUUUAUCUAUUCCGUUGACCCAUAACCUUGAUAAACGUAGGAGGGUAGAUGGAUGCAACGGCCGGCUUAUGAGCUGUGGAUAUACUACUAGAUUUUUGCGGCGCUGUUACUCAAAUUUCCAGAGAAGUGGGAUUCCACAGCGUAUUCUGUUGCACCAGAAUGGUGAAUGGACUGAUUUUCCUCAAGAUCUCAUUCAAUUGGUUAAGAAAGAUCUUGAAGCAAAGAAGGCAGCCGUUGAGGUGGAUAUGGAUGGUGAUUCUUAUGUGCUGGAUUUCCUUCAUAUGUUUCGUUUGGACUUGAAAAGAGGUCUGCAGCAACCAAUUGCUUGGAUUGAUGUAGCAGGUGGCUGCUACUUUCCUGAGAUUUAUGAUGAUGCUGAUGAAUAUGACUGCUGCCAUCAUCAAUGUGGGAAAGAUGAAGAGCCUUCAUAUGCAGGUGUCCAUGAGAUCAAGUUGCAUCUUGGAAUAGACUUAAAUGGAGAAUCUAAAUUGAAGGAAUGCAGUGGGGAGUCAGAUGAUGCCAUUAAAGAGAUUCAAGGUGCGAUUGAAGUUGUUGAGGCAAAUAAACAGAUGAAGGAAUCUAUUGCUACUGGAGCAAUAUCUGCUAAUGAAAAGUUGGAUUCUGAUAUUGUUCAAAAGAUGUUUCUUGAUGGUAUGAUGCCUUCAUGUGGUGCAGAAGUACUUGAUUUAUAUCGCUGUUCUAGUGCUUCGAUGCCAGCUCGUUUAGAGCUUUUUGAGAAGCAGGUUGAAAUCACAAAAAAGUAUCGCGGAGAUGCAAAUGUCCGUUAUGCUUGGCUUGCUUCCUCUAGAGGAGCAUUGUCUACGAUCAUGAUGUAUGGGCUUGGGCCUUAUGGACCAUUUAUAACUACAUCCAAGUAUGGCAUUGGUGUUCAUCUUGCUGCAGCGAACUGCUCUGGUGCAAGUGUGGAUUAUUGUGAUGUUGACGAAAAUGGUAUGCGAUACUUGCUAUUUUGUCGUGUCAUACUGGGAAAUAUGGAGCGCCUUUGCCCUGGGACCCAACAGUUCCAUCCCAGUAGCGAGGAAUUUGACAGUGGAGUGGAUAAUCUUCAGAAUCCGAGGAAUUAUGUAAUCUGGAAUAUGAAUGCGAAUACCCACAUUUAUCCAGAAUUUGCUGUUGGUUUCAAAGUACCUUCCAAGGCUGAAGGUGAUCUGGUUGGAAGGGAGAGCCAGCGUUCAGUUUCAGGGGUUACUAUGCCCUCUCGAGGUCAUCAGGGAAAUAUACAAUUUAACACAUCUGCUGCUGAUCUGGAAAAAGAUGCUAGUUUGGGUUCAGCCACUUCGAGUGCUCCAAAAUCCCCCUGGAUGCCUUUCCCCGACUUGUUUGCUGCCAUCUCAGAUAAAGUUUCUGCUAGAGAUAUGGAACUUGUAUCUGGUCACUAUGAAUUAUUCAGGUCUAAGAAGUUAAAUCGGGAGGAUUUUAUCAAAUAUUUGAGGCUGAUAGUUGGAGAUGCAUUGCUGCGAAGUACGAUACUCAAACUUCAAUACAAGAUACCACCAGCUUGUGCAACUGAUUCAUCGAAGCCGAAUGUUGAAGGUUCAGGUGGCCCUUGAUUGGCCGUCGCGUCGCAUACUUGAUUCUGGUCUGGUUUUCCAUGGUGUCUCGGGAUUCACGUGACACUUCAUUCUGGGUGGUGCAAUGCGUCGACUUGAAGUUGCUAAUAAAAGAACCAGCUGGUUACAAGUAUUGUAGUAGGUCUUAGUUUGUCUGAAAAGGUUUAGGAGUUAGCUCCUCUAUUUUGCCUUGUUUUCUUGUUAGUGAACGGCAUUUUCAACUUGCCGAAUAAGUGUUUUCCUUGAACCCUGGAUACAUUUGUUUUCGGAAUGGUUACCAUUCCCAUAAUUAUUUCCUUUUUGGUACUUC
Molecule: messenger RNA, 2357 nt
Organism: Tripterygium wilfordii
Lineage: Eukaryota; Viridiplantae; Streptophyta; Magnoliopsida; Celastrales; Celastraceae
Product: inactive poly [ADP-ribose] polymerase RCD1-like
Exons: 8
Coding region: 350-2047 (565 amino acids)
Molecular function (GO): NAD+ poly-ADP-ribosyltransferase activity
Source: RefSeq, a predicted model, not a curated record